AAUAGCUUUUUGCGGAAAUGAUACAUUGUCUGCGACAGAGCUGGUAUUAUACGUAGUCGCAAAAUAUUCAGAAUCGAUUUUCAGCAUUACACUGUCGUAAAGCACGGAGUUUGACAACAAAUUUGUUCUAGGUUUAGGACUUCUGUCAGCGAGAGAAAUUUAAUCUAUAUACGCACAGUAAAAAUUCGGAUAGCAAAUAGGAAAUUUCAGGGCAAACAACACAGUAUUCUCAAUUGAUUAAAAGCUAAGGAAAUUACAUUCGCAUCGGAUGGACGUCCAAGCUUUAAAAUGGAUCCUGACAGCGAAUCAUUAAAGUUUGUUAAAUUGGGAAAACCUGUGUAUAGUAAAUCUAGUCAGGAAAUGAAAGUUAGCGAUUUUGACUCCUUAAAUAACCUUAUUUUUCUUGAAAGCGACACGGAUUCAUUAUUGUAUGAAGAAAGAAUAGGUUUGAAAGAAGAAUAUCCCGAUGAUUCUGAAAGUGUAUUGACAAAAACAUCGACAGAUAUUUUGUGUCAGUGUCUUGACACUAAUGGAAACUCUAUAAACACAAAAGUUAUGUUCAAAGUUGAAUUAGACAGGCAUCGGUCGUUUGUGAGAAAAGGAAUGCGUGACGGGUCCAUGGAAUCGGAAGAAAAUCAUAAAAUGAACAGCAAAAAAGCAAUAUGGCGGAGUUUUAUUUCACUGUGCAUUGGUUUAAUGUUUGCUUUUAUAUCUUUUAUGCCAUUAAGAAACAUCCAAACAAGCUUGUAUCCAAUGAAUAAGUUAGGCAACAGUUCAUUAGCGUGCAUGUAUUUUUCCUUUGCGAUUGGUUGUCUAUUUUCGACAUAUAUCACACAGAAUGUUCGCCCAAAAGGAAUCAUUUUAACCGCCUUGUUCGGUCACGUUCUGUACUGUGCUGCCAAUGUGUACCCAUCCAUGUAUACUCUUAUUCCAGGAGCAUGCUUUUUUGGAUUCUUCCAUGCUCCUCUUUGGACGGCGCAAGAGAUAAUACUAGCUAGUUAUGGAGCAAGUUAUUCUGCCAUUGCUAAAAUAAACAUGGACAAAGCAAUUCAACAGUUCCAAGGUGUUUUUCUGGUGUUUUGUCAUGCUGCACAGGUUUUUGGAAAUCUCUUAGAGUCUGCCAUCUUGCACUGCGGAGAUUAUAAUAAUAGACCUUUUAAUGAUUCAAUGCGAACUUCGGAGGUAUUAGACGGGCAAAUUAAAAUUGACAAUAUUACAGAAAGAGAGAACAACGCUAAACAAAUGGUUUGGAUAGGACCUUUCGGAUAUCAGAUCCACGCAGAAGUCAAUUUUCCAGGGGACAAAACAAAUUACGAAAAUGUCAUAAAAUUCGUUUUCAUCUCAUUUGCAGUAAUUGGCAUGACCGUGAUAUGUUUGUUUCUUAAUAAACCUGACAUUAUCAUCAAUAAGAAGAAAACAUUGUUCUGUGACCGAAUGAAAGAGCUUGCUCGAUUUAUACCGACGGGCACCUUCCUAUCAUUGUUCCUUCUUAUGUUGUUCAGCGGGAUGCAGCAAGCUGUUGUCAUCGGCAAUGUUACCAAGUUGUAUGGAUCUUUGACUGUCGGCAUAUCGAUGGUAGGGUAUAUGAUGAUGUGUUAUGGAACUUCUCAACUUUUAGUGCUCCUCAUCAUGGAAAAACUGCACAAGAAAUUAAAACCAAGUGUUGCCAUUUUUAACGCAUUCUUGGUUACACUUGGUUUACUAGUUUGGUUAUACAUAUGGUCCCCAACAUCAGAGAACUUAUUCAAGAUCCUUGGUUAUGUGGCUCUAUGGGGAGCGGUUGAUGGUGUCUGGCAGUCUCAAAUCCAAAAUGUGCUGUUGGCUUGGUCUACCGGUAGGAAGGAAGCUGCCGUGACAAUGUUCCGUACAGUUCAAAGCCUCGGCCUCGUUUUGGUGUUUGUCCUUGACAUUUGGAUGCCCUUACUAAGUCUUAUUUGUGUUUGUGGGGGCGUUCUUGUGCUAGGUGUUAUAUUUUACUUAGUUCUUGAAGUAAUCAGAACACCACUGACGUCACUUGAACCGUCACCAUUUUCUUUAUAGAUUAAUUGUGGUGAACAAUUUGUCUUAAAAAUGUGCUUUUUUGCUUUAAUAUCUCUCAUUCUUUGUUGUUUUAAAGAUUUGUAUCGUUUUGUUAGUUGUAUAAAAUAUCUUUUAUUUAAGAAUGAAAAUAGUUUUUUUUAUCGCUGCAGAUAAAAAUUCUUUGUAUCAUGUAAGCUUCGCUUUAGCAGUUUCUUUUUUUCCUUUAGGAAGAAUAUUGUUGUUAAGAAUUCACUUCGAAAACAUUAUGAUGUCUGGCCCGUACUGUUAGUGCCUGAAAGGGCAGAUUUUACACAUAUGUAUACUGCGUUAAUAGAGAACAAAUGUCACCAUUUGUCCAGCCUAAAUAAAAAACAUAGCUAAAUAAUA
Messenger RNA from Ruditapes philippinarum (Manila clam), 2406 nucleotides. RefSeq names its product protein unc-93 homolog A-like. Bases 289 to 2040 code for a protein of 583 amino acids. The transcript has 5 exons. Lineage: Eukaryota; Metazoa; Mollusca; Bivalvia; Venerida; Veneridae. The record is from RefSeq and is a predicted model, not a curated record.